UGAGAGGAACACGCUCUGGUCUAUCUCCAGCCACAGCUCCCGGGCCCAUGGCGUCCCCCUUCCCCACCACAGCCUGGGGGCCGCUUUCCGGCAAUGCCACCUCACCCGUGGCCAACAACAGCAGCACACCCACCUCCAACAUCCUCGACCAGCUCUCGGUGGCCAUCUUCGUGGUCUCCUCCCUGCUGGGCAUGGUGGGCAACGGCCUGGUAAUCUGGGUCACCAGCUUCCGCAUGCGCCGGACAGUCAACUCGAUCUGGUUCCUGAGCCUGGCGCUGGCCGACCUGCUCUACUCCCUGCUGCUGCCCUUCUACGCCGCCAAGGCCGCCGCCGCCAAUCUCUGGGUCUUUGGCAACUUCCUCUGCAAAGCUGUCAAUGCCCUCCUCUUCCUCAGCAUGUUCGCCAGCGUCUUCCAGCUGACGCUCAUCUCAACCGAUCGCUGCCUGCUGGUGGCCCGGCCCAUCUUGGCCCAACGGUUCCGAAAGCCGCGCUGGGCCUGGGGGGCAGCCGGCGUGGCCUGGCUGCUGGCCGGGGCUUUCUCAGCCCCCUACCUGGUCUUCCGGCAGGUGCUCUACCGGGGCAAGCGCUGCGUCUGCAGCAACAAUUUUGGGGAGGGGGUGACGGGGGAGGCGCGGAAGCAGGCCCUGAUCGUGGUGCGGUUCGUGGCCGGCUUCCUGGCGCCGCUGGUGGUCAUCACGGCCUGCCACGCGGUCGUGAUGCUGCGGGCCGGGCACCGGGGCCGCCGGCCCAACCGUACGGCCAAGGUGGUGGCUGCCGUGGUGUUGAGUUUCUUCCUCUGCUGGCUGCCCUACCACGUCUUCAACUUCCUCCAUGGCUCGGCAGGCAACAAAGCAGCCAUCAAGAUGGGCUCCUCCCUGGCCUUCAGCCUCACCUGUCUGAGCUGCUUCCUCAACCCCCUGCUCUACGCCUUCCUGGGCCGCCGCUUCCAGGAGGGGCUGCGGGGUAGCAGCCGCGCCCGCUGGCUGGAGGCCGCCAUGGCCGAGGACUCGCAGGGCUCGGGCAGCGGACGCCGGCGCAAGCGCUCGCGGGGCUCCACCACCUCCUCUGAGCUGCGGAUAAUGCAGCCAUGA
This is a messenger RNA of Mauremys reevesii (Reeves's turtle), 1091 nucleotides long. Its product is annotated as prostaglandin D2 receptor 2-like. The record is from RefSeq and is a predicted model, not a curated record. The coding region runs from base 48 to 1091 and encodes 347 amino acids. Gene Ontology annotation, molecular function: complement receptor activity; G protein-coupled receptor activity. The transcript is spliced from 2 exons. Gene Ontology annotation, biological process: complement receptor mediated signaling pathway; phospholipase C-activating G protein-coupled receptor signaling pathway; inflammatory response. NCBI's taxonomy places the organism in Eukaryota, Metazoa, Chordata, Testudines, Geoemydidae. Gene Ontology annotation, cellular component: plasma membrane.